Monoraphidium neglectum is the source of this 1233-nucleotide messenger RNA. RefSeq lists its product as hypothetical. The record is from RefSeq and is a predicted model, not a curated record. The transcript has 6 exons. The annotation marks the transcript as partial. Gene Ontology annotation, molecular function: protein binding. Lineage: Eukaryota; Viridiplantae; Chlorophyta; Chlorophyceae; Sphaeropleales; Selenastraceae.
AUGUCCCAAGAGUCGUACAUCAGGGUCAAGUCCCAGGCGGUACGCGUGAACGCGGGGCAGUUCAUCAUGCGCAUCGCAUCGGAGCGCGGCGGGCCGCGGUACGCGGUGUCGCUGGCGGUGACACCCAGCCAAGUGCGGCUGGCGGAGGCCGACCGCGCCGCGCUGGCGCGUGUGCACGGCGACUGCUGCCCCGGGGCUGCUGUGUACGCCGGAGGGCCCUGCAAGGCCCUCGGGGACGCGCUCAAGGCCGCGUCGGCGCCCCUCGCGCCCGAGGCCGCCGCCGGCAGCCUAUGCCACGUCGACGCUUCCCUCUGCGACGCGGCCGGCCACCUGCUUGAGCUGGUGCUGCGCAACCCGACACCAGGCACCCCCGGCCUCCGCUGCCCCGGGCUGUCAGGGGGCUUUGCCGCGUUUCCCCUGCUGGAGCGGUUGACAAUGGACGGCAGCGAGCUCGGCGGCGACGCCGAGGCGGCCGCUCGCGCGCUCGCGCCGGCGCCGGCGCUGGAGUGGGUCGCGCUGCGGGGCGCGGGGCUUGGGGGGCGGCUAACGUGCGGGCUGCUGCUGCGGGGGGUCAGGGUGCUGGAUGUUUCCGACAACAAACUUGAGGGUCCUGUGCCCGGGUGCUUCUUUGACAACGCCCACCUGAUGCACCUCUAUGCAGCGAACAACCGCCUGGGCGGCGCCCUGCCAGCCAUCGGGGCGCAGACUGCGCUCUACUUUGUGUCGCUUGCCGGCCAGGCGCCGCCGGGCGUGGACGGUGCCGCUGGGUUCACGGCGCUGCCGCCCAACCUGGCCGCGGCCGCCAACAUGUCUUUCCUGGACGUGGCGCAGAGCCGCAUCGCGGGGCAGGUCGGCAGCCUCAACGACAACCUGCGGUUCCUGAACGUGUCGCACAACCAGCUGACCGGGCCGCUGCCAAAGCUUCCGGCGGCCCUGACUCAUUUCGACGCGUCCCUCAACAACUUCACGGGCGGCCUGCCAAGUGACCUGUCAAGCGCAGCGUCCCUGAUGGUCCUCAAUGUGUCCCAGAACCCCGCCCUCGGCCCGACCCGCCUCCCCUCCACCCUGCCCCCCGCCCUGCGCGCCCUGAGCGCCGCGCGGAUCGGUCUGGAGGGGCCGUUGGAGGCGACCGCGCUGCCCGACAGCCUGGCGCGGAUCGACCUGGCGGACAACCGCCUGGAGGGGAAGCUUCCUGGCUUGGCUGGGGCGGUGGACGUGAUCCUGCUGGAGGCG